Solea solea (common sole) is the source of this 4158-nucleotide messenger RNA. It is a transcript of the gene plch2b, whose product is annotated as phospholipase C, eta 2b. The record is from RefSeq and is a predicted model, not a curated record. Gene Ontology annotation, biological process: phosphatidylinositol-mediated signaling; lipid metabolic process. Gene Ontology annotation, molecular function: calcium ion binding; phosphatidylinositol-4,5-bisphosphate phospholipase C activity. NCBI's taxonomy places the organism in Eukaryota, Metazoa, Chordata, Actinopteri, Pleuronectiformes, Soleidae. The transcript has 21 exons.
UUUAGUGAGCGACACAUGUUGCACAGUUCCUCUCUGCGAGCCUUCUUCUGAAAUGAAAACGAGUGGGAACUGGGCGACUGAGCGCAGGAUGAAGAAUGAACCAGUAGGAGGAUAUUGUUCCCUGAAUCGGUGUGGGAUGACUUUUUUGUUUCACCUGGAAGAGAAGCACACGCUGAGUCUUCAGAAGCUGCAUGAGUGAAGCAGCCCAGGCAGAAUGAGGACAGUGGGUUUGUGGUGUGGUGUGAAUGGGACAGGAUAGUUGGACCCUUAUGAACAGUUCAGGGAUGAACAUCAACCCACCGAUGCCACCUCUGUCUCCAGGGCUGAGUGGCAGCCCUGUGUCACCCAAGAAGACCAGCGCUCAGUCUGUGGGAUCUUUGUCAUCAGGAAUGUUCUCGCCGCCGUUGUCUAAGGUCUCCUCCCAUCAGCUGAAACAGGCCUCAAGCCCCCUGAGCUCGUCCACCCCAUCUAUUAUGACCUCUCCAAAACUCUGGCACAAAGCAUCAAUAUCAAGGCUCGCAGAGGAGUUCUUCUGGAUUGGCGGCAGUGUGGUGGCACAGCCUAAGUGGAGGUUGGGUCAGAUAGUGGAGAGGUGUAUGUGCACCAUGCAGACCGGCACUCAGAUGACCAAACUGAAAGGAAAGAAGAAAGGACUGGUCCGGUUCUUUUACCUCGACGAGCACAAGUCCUGCAUCCGAUGGCGGCCUUCCAAGAAACACGACAAGGCCAAAAUAUCGAUUGAUUCAAUCCAUGAAGUCUGUGAGGGGAAGAAAUCAGAGAUCUUCAGGAGGUACGCAGACAACCGCUUUGACCCAAACUGCUGCUUCAGUGUAUAUUACGGGGAGCGCGUGAAGUCCCUGGACCUGGUCUCCACCAACGCCGAGGAGGCUCGCACCUGGGUCACCGGGCUGAAGUACCUCAUGGCCGGUAUCAGCGAUGAAGACAGUUUGGCCCGAAGGCAACGGACUCGAGAUCAGUGGCUACAGCAGACUUUCUCUGAGGCCGACAAAAAUGGCGACGGGACCUUGAGCAUUGGAGAGGUUCACCAGCUGCUCCACAAGCUCAAUGUAAAUUUACCCAAGCAGAAAGUACGACAAAUGUUCCAAGAGGCAGACACAGACGAGAAUCAGGGAUCUCUGGCCUUCGAGGAAUUCUGUUCGUUCUACAAGUUGAUUUCCACACGCAGAGACCUGUACCUGAUAAUGAUUUCCUACAGCAACCAGAAAGAAGUCAUGGAUCUCCAUGACCUUGCACAUUUUCUGGAAAAUGAACAGAAAAUGCGCGGCCUGGCCAAAGACUAUCUGGUUGACAUAGUGGCAAAGUUUGAGCCGUGUCCUGAGAACCUGCAGCGAAUGGUCCUGGGUAUCGAUGGUUUCACCAACUACAUGCGGAGUCCUGCAGGUGACAUCUUCAACCCCGAGCACCAUCAAGUGAACCAAGACAUGACACAGCCUCUGUGUAACUACUUCAUCGCCACAUCGCACAACACCUACCUGACAGGAGACCAGCUGCUGUCCCAGUCCAGAGUGGAAAUGUACGCCUAUGUCCUCCAGGCUGGCUGUCGCUGUGUGGAGGUGGACUGCUGGGAUGGACCAGAUGGUGAGCCCAUUAUCCACCACGGUUACACCUUGACAUCCAAGAUUCUAUUCAAAGAUGUGAUUGAAACCAUCAACAAAUAUGCCUUCACAAAAUCACAGUACCCGGUGAUCCUGUCCAUAGAGAACCACUGCAGUGUGCCUCAGCAGAAGAAGAUGGCGGAGUGUCUGAAAGAGGUGCUGCAGGACAAACUGGACCUGUCCACUGUCAAUGUGAAUGAAUCUAAGAAGCUGCCCUCCCCUGAGAUACUGAAAGGAAAAGUCUUGGUCAAAGGAAAGAAGCUGCCGGCAAACCUGGACCCUGAUGCAGAGGAAGGUGAUGUGUCUGAUGAAGACACUGGUGAUGAGGAGGAAGACGAAGACAGUGACCAUGAUGAUGAUGAAAACCCUCAGGCUAGUGGAUGACACAUAGAUAGACAGGAUGGGAGCAGUGUAACUUCUGCCAGUCAGCCCAAAAAGAAGAGGCGGUUUGGCAGAUCGAUCAUGAGGAGCUUCAAACGGAAGAGGAAAAAGCGAUUUCGAGUGAAAAACAAGUCAAUGUCGGACGGAGAGUCAGACUACAGCAGCAGCAGGGAAAGGACCCAAAUUGUUUACCAUACCAAGAAGAGGAAAACAAUGAGGCUGUCUCGAGCUCUGUCUGACCUGGUCAAAUACACCAAAUCCGUCCGCGUGCAUGACAUAGAAACACAAGCGUACGUGAACAGCUGGCAGGUAUCCUCCCUAAAUGAGACUGUUAUGAACCAGAUCUUACAGCUGAAGCCCAGCGAGUUGGUGCGUUUCAACCAGCGCCAGCUUUUAAGAGUCUAUCCGUCCAACUACAGAGUGGAUUCAAGCAACUUCAACCCACAGCCGUACUGGGAUGCAGGUUGUCACAUGGUUGCAAUGAACUAUCAAACGGAGGGACGGAUGCUUGAACUGAACCAAGCCAAGUUCUCAAGAAAUGGAAACUGUGGCUAUAUCCUGAAGCCUAAGUGCAUGUGUAAAGGUGCCUUUAACCCCAUGUUGGAAGAUCCUCUACCUGGACACAGAAAAACUCAAUUAGUGCUGAAGAUCAUCAGCGGUCAGCAGCUUCCCAAACCUAAAGACUCCAUGUUUGGGGACAGAGGCGAGAUUAUUGAUCCCUUUGUGGAAGUUGAAAUCAUUGGCCUACCUGUCGACUGCUCCAAGCAGCAGACCAGGGUGGUAGACGAUAACGGUUUCAACCCAAUGUGGGAAGAGACACUCGUCUUCAACAUUCAAAUGCCACAGGUUGCUCUGGUGCGUUUCCAGGUGUGGGAUCAAGAUCCUAUCGGACGGGAUUUCAUUGGACAGAGGACUGUAGCUUUCACCAGCAUGAUGCCAGGUUAUCGGCAUGUGUACCUGGAUGGGAUGGCGGAAUCUUCUAUCUUUGUUCAUGUUGCUAUCAAUGAUGCAACAGGCAAGAUGAAACCCUCAAAUGCAGUGCACGCUGCCAGAAAACACAUCCAAAAAGCAGCUCAGAAACACAUGAAGGGUCCUCAAAAACAAACGUCUCUGGACUCUUCCGUCCAGUCCUCGGAAGACGGACGUGCAGUCUAUUUCCGUAGGGAUCUGGACACCAUCUCUCAGGACAGCAUGAACGGUGAAAUGUCUCCUCUAGCACUGGGGCCGGCAGCCAAGGCUGCCAUCCACAAAGGGGCCAUGAGUGAGCCAGUGAGGCGCGCUCACAGAGUUAAAAUCCUUGAACCACCACAGACAAGGAGAGGCAUCUUCAGCCGGAUGUCCUCCACUGACUCACACCACACGGGGCCUGCUCCCUAUGUGAUAGAAGAAAGCUUUGACCUUGAGACCUCUUCCCAGGCUUCUUUUCCUGAUGGCCCCACUCCCGACAGCCAAAAUCAAAUUCAAGAAGAACUGGAGGAUAAAGUUGAACUUAAUGAACUGCCAGAGUCAAACUGUGCCGAGCAGGAGACUCUUCAGACAUUCGAACCAGAGCAGCCUAAACAAUCUGAGAUUGAUUCAACCCCUCAGCCUCUGCCUGUGCCACAACCUCUUCCUCAGCGAAUGCUCCUCCUUGAAGCCAAAGCACCCCCACUCAUCGCUCCAUCAUCUCCCCUCCGGGUCAGACGGACGUUGGAGGCCCCAGUCACCCCUCAACCCUCCACCCUGAUUCGAACAAAGGCCCGUUCAAGCAGUUGCCCUCGAAAAAAGACCAACUCCCCUCAAACACCGAUGGUGAACCGCAAAUCUGGUUCGAUCUGGCAGACACACCAAACACAAAACUACGGCAGCUACGGUAGCCAGAUGAGACACCUACAGAAUGGCCUCUGUCAAUCGGACAGCACAUCCAGCAGCAGCAGCGGUGGCGGCGGCAGCGCAGACAGCCUUGAGUUUGUGCCCUCCUCUGUGCCAGCCGGUGCCGAGCAGAGUGACGGCACCCUGCAGAGGGAGAUGAAGGCUCUUUUUGACCAGAAGAUCAGAGAAAUCCGCUGUAAAUCACCAGUUUUUCUAGAUGAUUAAACUACAGUUUCAUCUUCAGAGGAAGACAAACUACACAGCACUACAGGCUCUGUCAAAGAAAGAGUCACAAAAGGAUUUUCUUUCG